Molecule: messenger RNA, 932 nt
Organism: Capsella rubella
Lineage: Eukaryota; Viridiplantae; Streptophyta; Magnoliopsida; Brassicales; Brassicaceae
Exons: 3
Coding region: 445-726 (93 amino acids)
Source: RefSeq, a predicted model, not a curated record
GAAUAAUUCCAUAAUAAAACAACCACCACGCACCUCAUCAAUUCCAGGCCAACCGAACACGCUAUUGCAAUUCUCUUUCUUUCUUUUUUUCCUUUCUUUUUUUCUUUCCUCUUUCCUAAAUCUAAAUUUCCGGUUAAUGUAACAGACUGUGUUUUUUUAAGAACCCGCGUUUACCGGCGGCGAAGCAGCUCUUACUCUACAGCCCGUAAAAGUAACUCCACGGAGACGACGAGAUCUACGAUUUGGCGACUUCGCCGAAGAAGAUACCUGAGAGCUGGAUUCAGCUAUUCAUACUCCUUCUUCUCCAGAUCCAUGAUUUUUUUUCUUUAGCUCUUUCUCUCUCACCUGAUUUUCUCUAUUCGUCGCAACGUGGUGAAUUGGAUAAUUCAGAUUUACUUAGCUUGUAGGUGUUAAGCUAGUAAAAAGGUCGGUCUUUUAGAAGCUAUGGUUCUUGAUGGGAUUGUAUCAUCACCAUUACGGAGGCCACAUGCGCUAAAGAAGCAAUGGGAUGACUUGGGUAGCUGCUCAACUGUUGUUCGGAGGCAUCGCUUUCUUUUGACUGCGAUGGUUCUUUUGGCAUUCCUCUGCACCAUUUAUAUCUAUUUUGCCGUCACACUUGGCGCUAGGCACUUGUCCUGUUCAGGGAUGACUGGAAAGGAGAAGGCAAUGUGUCAGCUGGAACAUGUCCAAGCCAGUUUCUCCAAAGGAAAACUGAAAUUCUUCUAGAGUGUCAGCCAAAGCUGACUGCAUUGUUAACAUUUGUUUUCAUUUCUCUCUCUCUCUCUCUCUCUAUUCCAUUGUGUGUGUAACGGCCUAGCUAUCCUACUCUUACCUUAUUCUACUUGGAUUAUGUCCCAAGCAAGAUUCACAAUUAUUGUACAAAUAUGAAUCUUCUGUAAUGGAAUGUAUGCGACAAGUUUUUGGCAAUUGUA